AUGCAGCAUGCAAGAGUGAGAAGAUUUACAGGAAGCCAAAUACUGGAUUAUAUCUUGGAUGAAAAUGAGGCAGAGGACACAGAGCCACAUAGCGAUAUGGAUGAGCAGGUUUCUGAGGCAGAAGAUAAAGUAGACUAUCAACCAGAAUACAUAGACACAUCUGAUGAGUCUGAUGAGGAGGCCACCAGUGCUGAACCUGCUGCUGUUCCUGCUGAAACAUUCAAAUCCAAAAGUGGUAAGAUCUGUUGGAGUUCAGAACCUCCUGACUUACAUGGCAAGGCAGCUGCUGCAGAUGUAAUCAAAAUGACCCCUGGGAUCACAAGGCUUGCUGUGACGAGAGUAAGUGACAUCAAAACAUGUUUUGAACUGUUCAUGCCAUUGUCACUUACAAAAGUGAUCAUUGCAAUGACAAACCUUGAAGGAAAAAAAGUCCAUGGCAACAUGUGGAAUGACAUAAAUGAGGAAUGCCUAGAUGCUUAUAUUGGAGUUCUUCUUCUUGCUGGAGUGUACAGAUCCUAUAAUGAGGCCACUGAUAGUCUCUGGGACAAGUCAAGAGGCAGAUAUAUCUUCCCAGCAACAAUGUCACUUCACACCUUUCGAAUGAUAUCAAGAGUUUUCAGAUUUGACAACAGAGAUACUAGAGCAAAAUCUGACAAGCUUGCUCCCAUAAGGGAUGUCUGGGAGAAAUGGGUUCAGCUCCUUCCACUAAUGUUUAACCCUGGGCCUCAGGUAACAGUAGAUGAACGUUUGAUCCCUUUCCGUGGAAAUUGCCCCUUCCGGCAGUAUAUGCCCAGUAAGCCAGGCAAAUACGGCAUAAAAAUCUGGGCAGCCUGUGAUGCAAAAACAAGCUAUGCAGGGAACCUACAGAUUUACACUGGCAAACCCGAAAGUGGCAUCCCUGAGAAAAAACAAGGACAACGUGUAGUCCUUGAUUUGACUACUGGACUGCGGGGUCACAAUAUCACGUGUGACAAUUUUUUUACCAGCUAUGACCUUGGACAAGAACUUCUCAGGAGGAAACUCACCAUGGUAGGCACAAUAAAAAAAAAUAAACCUGAGCGCAACACUGAAAUUUUGCAGGUGAAGGACAGGACAGGAAAAAAAAAGAAAUAUGUGAUACUUAUGUCCACUUUUCACAAAGAUGCAGCUGUGUCAUCAAGAAGUGACAAAAAACCCACAAUUAUCCUGGAUUACAAUAAAAACAAAGGAGGAGUGGACAACCUGGACAAGCUGACUGCUACCUAUACUUGUCAGCGAAUGACCAGGAGAUGGCUGAUGGCUGUGUUUUAUAACAUCCUAGAUGUGUCUGCAUACAAUGCAUUAGUGUUAUGGACCCACAUCCACCCAGGUUGGAACACAAAAAAAAAUAACAAGCGGAGAAUAUUUCUCGAGGAGCUAGGAAGUUCCCUUGUCAAGGCACACAUUGAGCAAAGGAAACGGGUGUCUCGAGAUCCAAUCGCUGCAGCCGUGAUCAGACAGAUGCAGAGUUCAUCAAGCACUCCAUCCACACCAUCAACAACACAAAGAGAAUCAGUGCCAGCAUCCUCAUCAUCAUCUAGCCUUGCCUCAACAUCAACCAGCACAGCCACAGCCACAACUCCAGUGAUGCCAUCUGAUUCUAAAAGAAAGAGGUGUCAGGUCUGCCCCAGCAAUAAGGACAGAAAGACACACACAUUAUGCUUCCACUGUAAAAAAUAUAUCUGCAAAGAACAUGCUAAAAGUGUCAGCUUUUGA
Messenger RNA from Bufo gargarizans (Asiatic toad), 1734 nucleotides. Its product is annotated as piggyBac transposable element-derived protein 4-like. The record is from RefSeq and is a predicted model, not a curated record. NCBI's taxonomy places the organism in Eukaryota, Metazoa, Chordata, Amphibia, Anura, Bufonidae. Bases 1 to 1734 code for a protein of 577 amino acids. The transcript has a single exon.